CCGCGCAUCGGACCAUGUUCAUGUUUGGAAUUUGAUCUCUCUCUCUCUCUCUCUCUCUAAGUUUUAACAACUAAAGGGUUUUACUUUCUUUAUUUACAAUUGUUCAGGCACCAUGGUUGUGAGAGGAGGGCUUUUAUUUCUUCUUGUAUUGGGUAUCAGCUGGGUCUAUGUUGAUGCCAGGGUCCUGGAGAUCUCUGAUAUUUCACAGAGGGAGAUGGUCGUCCCUGAUGUAUAUGUCAGGCAAAUACACUUAAAGGAGCUCAAAAACAAGCUUCAAGCUUUUGAUUUGAUUCCAAGGAAUGAAAGAGUGUGUGAUUUGUGUGAACAGUUCACUGCACAGGCAUUAUACUACCUUGGUGAAAAUAAGACCCAAUCUGAGGUCAUAGACAUGCUUCAUGUUGCCUGUUCUAGUUUGCACUCUUUCAAACAGCAGUGUAUCACACUGGUAGACUAUUAUGGCCCUCUGUUCUUCUUAGAGAUUUCUGAGAUACAACCUGGAGAGUUCUGCAAGAAAGUGAACCUCUGUAACAAGAUGUUAAGUACUCCGAAACAGCAUCAAAAUAGUUGUUCACUGUGCCAUCGUUUUGUGGCAGAAAUUUUGGUUAAGUUGAAAGAUCCUGGUACUCAGUUAGACAUAAUUGAGAUAUUUCUAAAGGGAUGUGAUGCGGUGGAGGGCUAUUUAAAGGAGUGCAAGAAGCUGGUUUUUGAGUAUGCUCCUUUGAUCCUGGACAAUGCACAGCAUAUUCUAGAGACAACGGAUAUAUGUACUAAAUUCCACGCCUGUCAACCCUCUGUGAUUGAGCCAGGAGACAUCUUCUAUCAACAACACACCCUUAUUAUCUGAAUCUUGAAGUUGACAGCAGGUCCACACAACGGGAAGAUUUUCAGUUCUUGGGGAGUAGAAUUUAUGGGCUUCACUUAUUGUUCAUAGUAGCAUUGUUCUUCCGUGUUAAAAAACAACUGCUAGUUUGUUGUGAGGUAUUGCUAUUAUUGGAAAACUUAUUUGCUUGUAUCACCAUCAUUAGAACGGGAUAAAAUGUCCUUCCAGAUCCUUAAAUGUGUGAGUUCACUUGUUGGUCUGACCUCAGAUUUAUUAAUCACAAUGCCAUCUGGUUCUAUCAA
Messenger RNA from Nelumbo nucifera (sacred lotus), 1122 nucleotides. RefSeq lists its product as uncharacterized. The record is from RefSeq and is a predicted model, not a curated record. Lineage: Eukaryota; Viridiplantae; Streptophyta; Magnoliopsida; Proteales; Nelumbonaceae. Gene Ontology annotation, biological process: lipid metabolic process.